AUGAUCGCCAAGUUGAAGGAGAAGGGUGUUUUCAACGCGGCUAACGAGCCAGAACAAGAGAUUGCCUAUUCUAUUAUCGUGCAGAGUGUUGACGAUAGUUGUGCUGUAGCUUUGGCCCGGAUCACUACUGCAAUGAAUCGACAGACUGAGGCUAAUCUGGAUGUCCUUACCAAGAAAUUGGACCGAAUGUGCAUAACUGAUGGCAAAAAUAUAUCCGGCCUUUCCGACCGUUUGGAGAUUCUUUUUGGUCAGAUAGCAGACCAAG
Molecule: messenger RNA, 265 nt
Organism: Sphaeroforma arctica JP610
Lineage: Eukaryota; Ichthyosporea; Ichthyophonida
Exons: 1
Source: RefSeq, a predicted model, not a curated record